This is a messenger RNA of Cladophialophora psammophila CBS 110553, 2655 nucleotides long. Its product is annotated as STE/STE20/PAKA protein kinase. Bases 1 to 2655 code for a protein of 884 amino acids. Gene Ontology annotation, biological process: intracellular signal transduction; regulation of MAPK cascade; protein phosphorylation. The record is from RefSeq and is a predicted model, not a curated record. NCBI's taxonomy places the organism in Eukaryota, Fungi, Ascomycota, Eurotiomycetes, Chaetothyriales, Herpotrichiellaceae. Gene Ontology annotation, cellular component: cytoplasm. The transcript has 3 exons. Gene Ontology annotation, molecular function: protein serine/threonine kinase activity; ATP binding.
AUGGCUUCAGGCCCCGAAAAUGGUUUCUACUCCUCAGGUCAGUUCAUGAAUCCAGGUCCGGCACCUCGCCCUCCCACAGACCGACCUCGACAUCUGGAACUGCAGCGCUCAAACACCUCAAUACCGACCACUGCCUUCGAAUCCAUGUCUUUAGGAGGCCCCGCCUCGCCUGCCGUCAGUACUCCAAGUGCCCCGUACUUCUCCAAUGGCAGUUCGUUGUCCCUGUCAACAACCGGGAAACCCUCGGGCCCGGUCACUAUCAUCAAGGAAGGCCAUGUGCGCUGCAAAGAAGACAAGUUCCUCGCCCAGUGGAACCAACGAUACCUGAUUCUCCGCGAGUUCAGACUAGAUUUCUUGAAGAGCGAGAAUGGAAAACUCAUGCAAUCCAUCCAGUUGAACACCGUAACGGGAGUGACUCGUUCUGAAGAGACCCGGAUGGCCUUUGAGAUAACCCGCAUUGCCAAUCCCAAAGAUGCAGGCGGCAAAAUCAUCAUGGCCCGCGACUUGCCCACCCGGACCAUUACUUGUGAAGUCCGCAAUGACGACGAAAUCUAUGACUGGAUCGACAAAAUAUAUGAGCGAUGCCCAGGCAUGGGGGGCGUAAGUAAUCCCACAAACUUCAGCCAUCGCAUCCAUGUGGGCUUCGACCCUCAAACAGGCGGCUUUGUCGGAUUGCCGCAAGAGUGGGAGAAACUGUUGAACAACUCCGCCAUUACAAGAGAUGACUACAAGAAGAAUCCCCAGGCUGUCAUCGAAGUUUUACAGUUUGUUUCAGACCAGAAAAUGCGUGAGCAACAUCCCGAAAUGUAUACUCCUGGCAUGGUCACUCCGCCAGCAACCCAGCCCAACAAACAGCUUGGAUACCCGACAGGGGGGAAUAGUGUUGCUCCUCCGAGGCCAACACCACCCACAGAUGCACAACGGUAUAAUUCUAAUCAGUUCAUCAACAAAUAUCAGGAGGGUCCUUCCCGGAUAGGAACUCCACCCACGAAGCCACCGUUACAGCGGGUGCAAACAGAUAAGGGAGCAUAUGACAUGGAGGCCGACGCCGCCCGGAUCAAGGCGAUCGCUAAUGAAGAACUAAAGCGCCGUCAGAUGGAAGCGGAAGCGAAACGGGCGAGAGACGUUGAAAGACAAAGAGAACAGGAGCGAGAGGACAUGGAGCGCAGCCGCAGGGAGCAAGAAGCCUAUAAUGCUUCACUACCAAAGACGCGCCCGCCGUUGGCUCAACAGGAGAUCGGAGGAUACGGAGGAGGCUCUGAACGUGGGCCCAACCGGCAAGAUCCUAGAUAUAAUCCCGCAAGAGCCGCUCCAAGUGCUCCCCAGCAAUCAUCAUCAGGGUCACUCAGGCAAAAUCCUACAGCGCAAAGACCGGGCCCUUCAGCCCCGAGCAGCAGUUCCCAGAAAUCUAUCCCCCAAUCCCUGUCUGCCAGUCAGAGUUCGUUACGAUCACCAGAAAGCAGAGAGCGCGAUCGUCAGCCCUCACCAAAUGCGAGAUAUCCGCCAGGCGACUCCACUCCCAAACCGCAGGCGAAUGGAGUUAAUGGACAGUCUGCAAGUCGGUCACAAGGAUCUGUACAGCAACCCAAGCCUCUCAAUGUCGCGAAACAGCCGCAGGCGAAACCUGCAGCUGACCCGCGCAAAGAGGCAGAAAUUGCAUUGACAGCGAAGAAGCCGGUCGAAGAGCGCGCCAAGGAAGUUCGGAUGUCGAGCAUGAGCGAAAGCGAGGUCAUGGCCAAGCUCAAGCAGGUGGUGUCUAAAGAUAAUCCCUUGGAAUCAUACAGCAAGCAAAAGAAAAUUGGCCAGGGCGCUUCCGGUUCAGUCUACGUUGCUCGGGUCAAGGAAAGCGCAACAUCCGCUGUGGCACGUGAACUGUAUCGCACGCACGGUCCGAAGGGCCAAGUUGCUAUCAAGCAGAUGGAUCUUCGGAACCAACCGCGAAAGGAGUUAAUCGUCAACGAAAUCAUCGUCAUGAAAGAUUCCAAACAUCCCAAUAUCGUCAACUUCCUCGAUUCUUUCCUUCAGGAGCAGAACAACGAGCUAUGGGUGGUGAUGGAGUUCAUGGAAGGCGGUGCGCUUACGGAUAUAAUUGACAAUAACCCGGUGAUCACCGAGGACCAGAUUGCCACAAUCUGCUAUGAAACCUGCAAGGGACUCGCUCACCUGCAUUCUCAAGACAUCAUUCACCGGGACAUUAAGAGUGACAAUGUGUUGCUCGACCGAGUCGGCAAUGUCAAGAUCACCGAUUUUGGGUUCUGCGCUAAGCUCACCGAAUCAAAGAGCAAACGCGCCACAAUGGUUGGUACACCAUACUGGAUGGCACCCGAAGUGGUGAAGCAGAAAGAAUACGGACCUAAGGUCGACAUCUGGUCUCUUGGUAUUAUGGCUAUUGAGAUGAUCGAGUCGGAGCCGCCAUAUCUCAACGAAGAGCCGCUGAAGGCCCUAUUCUUGAUUGCGACCAACGGCACACCGCGCUUGAAGAACCCCAACAAACUCUCACGGGAGCUGAAGGCAUUCCUCAGUGUCUGUCUCUGUGUCGACGUCAGGAGCCGCGCGAGUGCGGACGAAUUGCUCCGGAACGACUUUAUGCGCAUGGGUUGCAGCUUAGCGAGUCUGAGUGAGCUUUUGAAAUGGCGAGAAAAGGGUCGGCAAUGA